AUGUCAUCGGACCUUGAUCCCGGAUGGGAGAAACGAAGACGAGAAAAAUUCCCAGUCGUUCUGAAUGAGAGUGAUUUGACAUCUUUGCCUGGCGUUACAUACCUAUCCGAUCUCCUGAUCCCGAUCGAUGUAAAACGCCAAACUGGAUUCAGUGAUAAUGACCUCCCCCCACCUUUCAAGAUUGCGAAAUCUUAUGCUCAUGUACCACACGAGCUUCUGGCACCGGACGGAUACCCAAGUACUGGGAAUUGGCUUCUUCCAGCUUGCCAAUUCGCUGUACUCGGCCCUGAUAAGAUUUCAGGCAAAGGAAGACUAGUGCAGAGGGCUUUGGAUUACUAUUGCCAGCAGGGUUACGAAAAUGUACCAGAGCCUCUACCACGCUCGGUAAAGACGCAUGCGAAAGAAACGCGCAAUUCUGUGAAGGCUGCGCUAUUUGCGGCUGCCAAGCAGGCCGAUCAGUCCGCUGACUCAGUAAAGAGAACAUUCGAUCGAAAGUUGACCAGGUUUAACGACCCGAUUCUACCGUUUGAAAACCUAGAAAGGACCAUGGAGAUCAUAUCAAAUCUUUACACAAUCGUCACCCAUGGAUCAGGACAAUUUGUUGAUCGGCAAUCCAAGAAACUUAUCUGCACUUUUUCUUAUGAGGACCUUGAGUGUGUUACAACUGAGCAACGUGAUGCACACCAAAAGGAUGUAACUACGAUUUUAAUGGCUACCAAGCUUUUCAGGAGAUUACCCCUUCCUCCUAAAGUAACUACCUCUGAGGCUCCUGCCCCAAAUUCCCAUGGCCAGGUGAUUUUGAAGAUACCAAUAUUACGACCACCGAUUAAUCAAGAAUCCCUCAAUAAUGUAUCGCGGCCUCUAAUGGAUGAAACCCCGCCCCGGUGCUUAAUUCCUGGUGAAAAGGAAUCGCUAUCCCCUCAAACACCUUUGGGAUCUUCUCCCCUAUCUUCCCUCUCGUCUUCUGAUUCCGAGGAUACCGAAAUGGAUGAAGUUAUGAACAACUCUCUUUCCAACAUGACACCUGCUGAGGAUAUAAAUUCAUCGCCUCUCUCCUCUCUGGAUUCGUCACCUCUCUCUUCACUCCCACCUUCGGACUCCGAGGAUACUGAUAUGGAGGAUUUGGUUCUGGACUUACCUGAAGACCGUACUAUACAUCUCAAUGAGCCAUCAACUGUUAAGACUAAGAAAGGAAGGACUACAAACGGAGCUCUCAUAGCAGGCCGAAUGUACUGCUUCGGGCAAACUUUUCUGCGACCAAGGAUUCAAUAUCGUGCACGAGGAGCUGAUUAA
Molecule: messenger RNA, 1293 nt
Organism: Melampsora larici-populina 98AG31
Lineage: Eukaryota; Fungi; Basidiomycota; Pucciniomycetes; Pucciniales; Melampsoraceae
Exons: 6
Coding region: 1-1293 (430 amino acids)
Source: RefSeq, a predicted model, not a curated record